Podospora pseudopauciseta is the source of this 2943-nucleotide messenger RNA. RefSeq lists its product as uncharacterized. Lineage: Eukaryota; Fungi; Ascomycota; Sordariomycetes; Sordariales; Podosporaceae. The transcript is spliced from 4 exons. The record is from RefSeq and is a predicted model, not a curated record. The coding region runs from base 619 to 849 and encodes 76 amino acids. Gene Ontology annotation, cellular component: cytoplasm.
UAUGCAUGUAGCAUCUCUGUGUCCAUCACAUCGUUCGUCCAUGGCAUCGCUGCCGUGAGUGUUCCUGCCAAGGCCCCUCACCAGAUGAAGACCCAAAAAGAACGCGGGGGUUCUCAUCAGAUUACCCCACCUUUCUGACGGGCGGUGAGAGGGCCAUUGGUGGCGGGGGUGGUGUUCUGCCGUUUGGGUGACACAGAGAAUGUCAACCAAUCGCUGACAACUCUGACGGCAUGCGGGGCCGAGUGAGGGAAAAGCGGGACAAUUCCAAAAAGGGGUUUGGCCUGCUUUGCUCGUGACUCCGCACGUGCAUCCUUGCUGGCUGAGCUGCCCUGCUGAGGUAAGGGAACCUUGAAGUGGUCCAAGCUCUCGAAUCGGCGGCUGCGCACGGGGCACACGGUGGCUGGAAGAGGAGCUGAGUCUUGCUGGUGUCUGUCGUUGUCGCUUGCUUCUGAUCGCCCGACCGACCCCCCGCUAAAGAUUCCAUACCGACACCACCAGAACCGCAUCACUAUCGCUAUCCUCCUCACGUUCCUGUCGAGACUGCCCUGCGCCGCCGAUAUCUGUCCAACUCUCGUCCGUUGCGAAAAAUAAAUUUGUUCUCGGUCGACUCGAUUCACCAUGGUCCUGGCAAGGUUGACUCAUUAUGCCUUUGAUGCUGUGCUCGUUUCCACCAUCCUUGCAGGGAUGAAGCGCUCGACCGGCCUGACUUUCCAAGCCGAUCAGAUUGGUGAUUCGGACCAGGACCCCUUCAGGAAGUUCAUGAACCGCUACCUCGGUGUCGGCGAGUGGGUGAUGGAUCAGUCGGUUGCCAUUGCAGGCUCGAGCAAGUGGUUCAAGAGAACCCGGUAAAGCGCCUCCAUGCUUUCAUGACGAAACGAUCGAAACCGGAUGGCGGGGAAACAGGCGGUCGAGGCGAGGGGAGCAUAUGGACGCCAGCCUCCCUAUGGCUCAACUGGUUUGGGGCUGGCGGAGGAGAUCAUGAUCAUGAUCAUGUUCAUGUUAUGACCGGGCCGGGUACAUGCGGGCGGUUUUCGGGGUGCUUUUCUCGAGUCGCGCGGUCUUUUUUUGUUGGCGGCGUUCAGGGACUCUCCUUGACAAAGAGAAGGAGAUGCAUUUUCUCCUCUUGGGAUUCUGAAUAUCGGAUUUGGUCCUAGGAUUUUUGCGCAAUACCAUUGGAAUUUUCCCAUCUCUGUGUCCUGGUGAUGCAGGAGGCUCCUGGGGUGUGUUUCUGUCCGUUUCCCGUUCUGUUCCGAUGCCCCAUCCGGGGUAGCAUUAGCCGAGGCAAUCCAUAGCAGGCCUAGUUCUGCCAGCUGUGCCAGCCCACGGGCCACAAGUUCACAACACCACUCACACGACAGACAUCACGACAUGUUUUCGAGUUACAUACACAUAGGGCACGGCUUGACGGUUCAAUCGCUGGAUUAUGUUGAUCUACCGCCCUAGAAACAAGGCCUUCUCUGCCGGGAAGAAGGACUCUUCGUCUGGCGGCAAUACAUCCGCUUCUUCCUCCUCCCCCACUCCUCCGAGUACAUCUGUUUCAGCCUCCUCCUCGCCUAAUAGAGAUCCUCCCCCUUGUCCUCGAGAUAAUUAACGAAGCUGUUCCAAUUCUUCCUCCUCCGCAGCAACGGCCUGAUGACUUUGCGUUGCAACCAGUCGCAGGCUCUCUGGCUUUCCUGACAUGUCGUGCUCUCCUGCAGCGCUUCCCACUCCAAGUCUGUUUCCGUCUUCUCCAUCACGGGCGCGAGAGCCGUCCUCGCCUCGGGCUCAGGCAUGGCUUGCAGAACCAUCAUCUGACGCUUCAGAUGCUCGAGUUCUUCUUCGUCCAACUCCAUUGGAUCAAACGGCUUGCUCAGCCUGUCUCUGGCGUAGCGGUGGAGAGACUGGAGGAGGCUGAUCACCUCGGAUAGGUAGCGGAGUCUGUCGUCCGCGUCGCUGAGCAUGUUGGUGAGAUUACGCAGGGUUUUUCGCAUGUUUCUGAGCCUGCUUUCAAGGUAGAGGAAGAGUGGGCGGCCGUGGCGGUUUUGGGGUUUAAAUUGGGCUUCGAUCGUGCUGGGGAGGGUUGGGUAUGUGGUGAGGGGGGGCUGGCUGAUGCGCAACCUGUCGUCGGUCAGGAUGGACGGGAACUUUGGGGCGGAGGUGUCGGAGUGGGCGAUGAGGCGGUAGAUUGUUUUGAUCCAGGUGCCGGUUAUGCCGGGUUUUGAUGCUACGUCGUAGGAGCUGGGUUGACGGCCGGCGAUGGCGGUGGUGAGGGAGAUGAGGCGGAGGAUCGAGUGGCCGACGUGGCUGGACUGGCUGGUGUUGUGGUUCUGCUUAGUGUUAUUCUCCUGCGUGUUGUUCCCCUCAGUGUUGUUCUCGCCCAUGCUGUUCUCGCCCACGUUAUUCUUCUUAUCUUUCGAAAUGAUUUGAAAGAGGCUCGCCCGUCAUGGGUGGUCAGGUCCAUCCUUUCAUAUUCUUUUCCUGCCGGAAGAAGCUUGUCGAGGAAGCUUUCCACCUUGCUGGUCGUGUCAUAGGAGACCAGAAAUGACAGGUCGCUUUUCAUAGCGGGCGGUUUGUUGGGUGCCAUUGUUCUGAGUUGAGGCUGGUGUAAGUAUUGGACCUGUGGUCUGAGUUGAGAGUGGACCAAGUUGGUACUGGACUGACCCAGUUGAGAGCAAACUGGGUUGACACCUGUGGUCUGAGUUGACGCCUCGAGAAUGGUAUGGGUUGAGAGUAUGGAGGAAUGCAAGUGGUUGCAUAGAUUGGGGGGAACCAGACGAGAAUAUAUAUAGUCGUUUUUAAAUACCUCAUCAAAGUUUUUCUCGCGAUCGCUCUGUUUAAAACUCCAACAGCGUGGCGUUGGCAUAGACUGACAGGCCGCAACUCAGACGGUGAGGUGGUUUAGGUUUGGCAGCUCACAACACCACCGGAAUAGAACCUGAACUGGCUGAAUCGAUCGCAACAGAG